AUGCGUGGCCUGAAGCUCGUUGAACGCUUCAAGAGCACCCAAGUUCAUGCCCUGAAUUCAGAAGCCACUGGCAGAAAAAACAAGGCCACAGGAGGAGCCAUCACAAUCAGAUCACUGGUGUCGAAAUCCAAAUCCAAAACCACGACAACCUCAGCAGUUGCAAACCUGUUUGUUCCUCUUCAGCUCCCUUCUUCUGACUCUCUUGAGCCUUCAAUAGAACCUUAUCUUAAACCCAUCAACCUCGUGGAGGCCUUGGCAGAACUUUACCACAGGCAAGAAUGUUGCCUUCAAUCUGAAAAAGCAUCACUUUGUGUGGAGCAGUUCACUCUGUUGCGCGGCCUCGGAGACCAGAAGCUUCUUAGGAGAUGUAUCAGAACAGCACGGCAAAACGCUGCGGACGUUCUUUCCAAGGUUGUGCUUUCGGCAUGGUUGAGGUUUGAGAGGAGGGAGGACGAGCUUGAGGGUGUUUCUUCAAUGGAUUGUGGUGGUUGUGUUAUUGAAUGUCCAAAGGAGAACUUGGUGCAUGGGUUUAGUCCUUUUUCAAUCAAUGACAGGUGCCAGUGUCCCCAAGUGACGAAACAGGAAACUAGCACUGAAGAAAAUGUGUGUUUGUGUUUGCCAGAUGAGGAAAAAGAUGUUUCUUUUUGCAUCGGGGGUGAGGAAAUUGAUUGCGUUAGGUGGAGAAUUGCAGCCCUAUCCGACCCUUUUAAGACUAUGCUUUAUGGUGGCUUUGCUGAGUCCAAAAUGAGGAAGAUUGUUUUCAGCCAAAAUGGGAUAUGCUCCAAGGGUAUGAGGGCUGUGGAGUUGUACAGCAGGGCUAAGAGGUUAGACUUUUUCUGUCCUAUGACUGUUUUGGAGCUGCUUUCCUUUGCGAAUAGGUUCUGUUGUGAGGAGAUGAAAGCUGCUUGUGAUGCUCAUUUGGCUUCAAUUGUUGGAAGUGUAGACGAUGCAUUGAUUUUUAUCGACCAUGGAUUGGAAGAGAGAGCACCCCUUCUUGUGGCUUCCUGCUUGCAAGUGUUGCUCAGGGAGCUACCAAAUUCUUUAUGUAAUUCUAACUUGAUGAAUGUAUUCUGUAGUUCUCAGGGAAGGAAAAGGUUGGCCAUAGUGGGGUAUGAUUCUUUCUUACUGUACUAUUUCCUGAGCCAGGUGGCUAUGGAGGAAAGCAUGGUGUCAAAAACUGCAGUGAUGUUACUAGAAAGGCUGGGUGAGUGUGCUACUGAAAGGUGGCAGAAGGCCCUUGCCUUCCACCAAUUGGGGUGUGUGCUGCUUGAGAGGAAAGACUAUAAAGAAGCUCAGCAUAGUUUUGAGGCAGCAGCUGAAGCAGGUCAUUUGUAUUCUGUGGCUGGUGUAGCCAGAAGCAAGUACAAGCAGGGUCAACCAUAUUCAGCCUAUAAGUUAAUUAGUUCUCUCAUGUUUGAGCACAAGCCUGCUGGGUGGAUGUAUCAGGAGCGUGCUCUUUACAAUAUGGGAAGGGAGAAAAUGUUUGAUUUGGAUGUUGCAACUGAAUUGGAUCCCUCCCUUUCAUUUCCGUAUAAAUAUAGAGCCCUGAGAAAGGUGGAGGAGAAGCAGAUAAGGGCUGGAAUUUUAGAGCUUGAUAAAAUCAUUGGAUUUAAGCUCUCUCCUGAUUGCUUAGAAUUGCGGGCUAGGAUGUUUAUUGCACUUAAGGAUUAUGACAGUUCCAUAAGAGAUAUCAGGGCAUUGUUAACUUUGGAACCAAAUUAUAUAACUUCAAAUGAAAAGAUCACAGGAAAAUACCUGGUUCAUCUCCUUAGCCAUGUGGUGCAGGAGAAGAGUCAGGCUGAAUGCUGGAUUCAAUUAUAUGAACAAUGGUCUUCUGUAGAUGAUGUUGGUUCUUUGGCUAUUAUACAUCAGAUGCUAGAGAAUGAGCCUGGAAAGAGUUUGCUGGAGUUUCGUCAGUCUCUACUCCUUUUGAGGUUAAACUGUCAAAAGGCUGCAAUGCGCAGUUUGAGGAUGGCCAGAAACCAUUCUAGCUCAAUGCAAGAAAGGUUAAUUUAUGAAGGAUGGAUUCUAUAUGAUACUGGCUAUAGGGAUGAAGCACUGGCUAGGGCUGAUAGGUCAAUUACAAUACAGAGAUCAUUUGAAGCCUAUUUCCUAAAAGCAUAUGUAUUAGCAGAUACGAGUCUGGAUCACGAAUCUGCUUCUUACGUUAUCGAACUUCUGGAAGAAGCACUUAAAUGUCCUUCAGAUGGUCUUCGCAAAGGACAAGCACUAAAUAACUUAGGGAGUAUUUAUGUAGAUUGUGGUAAGCUCGAUCUUGCGAAAGCAUGCUAUGAGAACGCCCUUGCAAUUAGGCACACUAGAGCUCAUCAAGGUCUAGCACGAGUAUAUCAUCAGAAAAAUCAAAGAAAAGCUGCAUUUGACGAGAUGACCAAGCUAAUUGAGAAGGCAGAGAGCAAUGCCUCAGCAUAUGAGAAACGAUCAGAAUACUGUGACCGUGAGAGGGCAAAGGUUGAUCUGGAUGUAGCAACCCAACUGGAUCCAUUAAGGACAUAUCCAUAUAGAUACAGGGCAGCAGUGAUGAUGGAUGAGCAAAAGGAGUCUGAAGCUGUAGAAGAGCUCACCAAAGCCAUAAAUUUCAAACCUGACUUGCAAAUGCUUCAUCUCCGAGCAGCAUUUUAUGAGGCAGUAGGGGACCUCUCUUCGGCUCUUCAAGAUUGUCAGGCAGCUCUAUGCUUAGACCCUAACCAUACAGACACGCUAGAUUUGUAUCAAAGGGCGCGAAAAUUAAGCUUUUAA
Molecule: messenger RNA, 2757 nt
Organism: Sphenostylis stenocarpa
Lineage: Eukaryota; Viridiplantae; Streptophyta; Magnoliopsida; Fabales; Fabaceae
Source: the annotation of a GenBank genome assembly